This is a messenger RNA of Naegleria gruberi, 1179 nucleotides long. RefSeq lists its product as uncharacterized. The transcript has a single exon. The coding region runs from base 1 to 1179 and encodes 392 amino acids. Lineage: Eukaryota; Heterolobosea; Eutetramitea; Acrasida; Naegleriidae. The record is from RefSeq and is a predicted model, not a curated record.
AUGAAAAGAAAAAUCGAUCAACUUUUAAGCGUAUUCUCAAAAAAGAAGAAAAAGGAAGAAAAAUCAUCGGACGAACAAGCAAAUUCAUCAACAGGAAGCAAUGAAUUAAGAUUUGAAGCCAAUAAUUACGAGAGUUGUAUCGGAACACUUUGCGAUACGAAAAUUGUUUUGAAUAUCAUGAAGUUUUUGGAGGUGAAUGAAAUUUUGUUUAAUAUUUGUUGUACUUCUCAGAGUAAGGAUAAUAGUAGAGAGGAAUAUAAUUUGGAUAUUAAACCAUUAUAUUUGGUUUGCAAAUUUUGGUUCAAAAUUAUUCAAUCGGAGGAAUUUUCAAGAAAUUACUUGUUAAUUUAUCAUAAUUUGGUGAAUCAUCGAAGAAUUAAAUUGUUUAAUAUGAGUGAGAUGGAUCUUACAUUGGAAAAGAUUGAGAAUGUUUAUAAACAAGCUCGAUUGACUCUGAUUCAAGACGGAGACGAACCAAUUUCACAAGAUUUCUAUCAAAGAUUAAUGAUGCUGAGAGGAAGAUUGAUUCUUCACAAUUCGAAUGAAUAUUUGGAAUAUUUAACAAGAAAGGUUGCUGAUAUUACUAGGAGAAACAAGAUUACUGCCAAGAAGAAUGUUAAAGAUUGGACAGAACCUUUCGAUGAUUUGAACGAAUUUAUAGAAAUGAUUUCACAAAAUUCACAUAAUAAUCAUGCAAGAAUGAGUUUUGCAAGUAAUCUCUACACUCAAUUUCUCAAUUUAGGAUAUGCAGGAGAUUGUGAAAAUCCAAUUGAAGAUCCAGAAGUGCAACAAAUAUUCAAACAUUUAAGAAAGUGGAAACUCUCAUGUUUGAUAACACAGUCAUCAAGGGAAAUUUUGGAAAUGAGAUUUUCAAAUUCCUUGUUUUGUACCUUUGAAAAUGAUAAUUUGAGAGAAUAUGUUUUAUUCAGAGAUGAUGGAGAGCCUUUAAAGUUGACCUCUAACAAUGAAGGAAUUAUGAUUAAUGAAGUUUUCCUAUUGAAAGUUGUGGAGGAUAGAAAGGAAGGAGAGGACAUGUUCUAUCUCAACAAGUCAUUCCCAUACAAUGAUUUUCUAGGCUACACUCCAAACCAAGACGAAAAGGAAUUCAUUUUGAGCUUUUUCACAUUCUUUGCCACAAAUGGCCUUGUUUCUAAUGGUGAUGAAGAUGAAAGUGAUUAA